Lactuca virosa is the source of this 1059-nucleotide messenger RNA. Lineage: Eukaryota; Viridiplantae; Streptophyta; Magnoliopsida; Asterales; Asteraceae. The record is from the annotation of a GenBank genome assembly.
CCCUUAUCCAUUCAUUUCAAUUUCCUAACCUGUCAAACAACAAACAGUAGUCGUUGACUUGGGUCUUGCUUUAUAUUCUUUUGAUUAUAAAUCUAAUCUCGAAACAGUCUUACCUUCCCAUUAGACAUCAUGAUGACUGUUCUUUCUGAAUUCCUAGAAGGAUCAUCAUACUCUUUACAUACUCAUGGUCUUAAACAUGACGUAUUUUUAAGUUUUAGAGGUUGUGACACUCGUCAUAGUUUCACCAAUCACCUUCAUAAGGCCCUCAUCGCCGCCAAUAUUACCGUCUUCUUCGAUGAUGAUGAGAUUAAAACUGGAGAAGAUCUGAAACCGGAAUUGGAGAGUGCAAUUAAAGCAUCUAGGGUUUCUAUUAUCAUUUUGUCCAAGAAUUACGCUGAUUCGUCAUGGUGCCUUGAUGAAUUGUUGUUGAUCCUUGAGCAACGUAGGACAUCCAACCAGAUUGUUAUCCCCAUUUUCUAUCAUGUUGAGCCCACCCAUAUCAGAAAGCAAGAAUGCACCUUUGGACUUGCAAUGGAUAAGCACAGGCAGCAGAUGGAGGCACAGACAAAUGCAAAUAAAAAAAGUCAAAUGGCUCAAAAGAUCGGUCGUUGGAGGAGAGCACUUACAAAAGUUGCUAAUAUAAGCGGAGAGAACGUAAAGGGCUGGCUAGAGGCGGAGUUCAUUGAUGAGAUUGUUAAGGACAUUUGUCGUAGAUUACAGAUACCCUUAAGAAAUGCAGAAAUUCGCAAGCAACACUUUGUAAGGAACGAGGUACUCGGGUCAUCUUUAAAUGACAAAAUGUCGUUUGGAUCACUAAAGAUUCUUAAUUUAGGUUUCUGUGAACAACUCCAUAUAGUGUCUGGCUUUGACGAACUCCCUGCUCUAGAGAGAUGUAUUAUGAAUUUGGAAUCUUCAGCACAAUUUAUGGAGGCAAAGAGAUGCCGAAUUGGAUCAGGCGUAGAAGUAAGCAGGCAUCAGUAUCAUGUACCAUACCAUCAUCUCGUAAUAAGGUGGAGAUUGCCAAAUAUUGUUAAGCCACUGGAUGUUUGGGAUGAAUGA